CGGCAGUCGUGUGACGUCGUGUGUGGCUGGUGUGGCAGUGUGUGGUCAGUGGUGUGGCGUGUCUUCUCCGCGAACCAUCGUGGGACUUGUUGGCUGCGAGAACAAGAGAAACGCGCGAGGGAGAGGAGGCGGUCGCUACCUGGUUCAGGUUCAGCUUCGUCUGCGUUCGCGCGAGCGCGGGCUCCUGAGGACAGCGACGGCGACGGCGGCGGCGACGGCGGGACGACCGAGGGCUCGUCGUCGUCCAGCACAGCGACAGCGACGAGAAAGAGAAGGUGGUCAGCACGACUGAGAUUUAAAUAUCCGUAUUCUACCUGAGUUCUUUCUUUCAUAAGAGGGAUUCAUCAUGGAUAAUAAAAAGGACGAAGUUAUAAAGAAUUUACGGUCAUGUUUGAUUUCCUGUAAAGGUGGCAUCCGGUUGGAAGCCUUGAGAAGGGACUAUCAAGUAAUAACAGGGGAGCUAUUACCCUUUAAACAAUUCGGAUAUUCUUCUGUGGAAGCUUUCGUACGUAGCAUACCGGAUGUUGCGGUGAUAAAAAAAAAUGGAGAAUUGUUUGUGGAAGCCGUGCCUUCCAAGACGACGGCGCAUCUCACGAAACUGGUUUCGCGACAAAAGAUACGACGAAAAAUACGACCACAACCAAAAAAAUGGACCCCGCCUCGAUACACGAGAACUUUUCCGUCUGGCGUUAGAAGUAAUAAUAACGUCAGCAGUGGUAGCCAGCCUACCAGGAGUAAUUACGUUAGUCCUCCAAAUGCUUUUACUAGAUCAACACCCGGCAAGAGUAACUUGUAUACAGAAUUUUGCAGGGUAGCACCGCUGUUGAAGACUUCCGAUCCUCGAAAAGAACUGGAGAUUCGUGCCAACGCGCUAAACUUACAACCGCCUGUUUACAAAAUGUAUUCAAGAAAGGAAAAACAUUCUGAUAAAACUACGAUUUAUGCCGUUGUAGAAAUUGGCACGUAUACAUUACACACGUACCCGGAGGACGCAGCGUCCGAGGAGGAAGCUGAGAAGAUUGCGGCACGUUUAGCCCUGGUACGUCUUGCUAAGGGUUCGUCGAGCCCCGACGUGACAACCGCCGACGUGGAAUUGAUAAAGAAUCGAAUUUUUGACAUCGUAACCAAUCAUCAAAGUGGGGUUUUUAUGCAUCUAUUACCCGAUUGCUAUAACGAACAAUAUGGGGAGGCCUUGCCCCAUAAUUGGGAAAUGAUCAUUGAGCAGUGCGCGGAUAUAAAUCAAGAGAGAGGCGUCGGGAAUUCCACGAUACUGUGUCAAUCCUCCCCGAAACGGUCGGAAGGUAAUUCCGUGCCAUCCAAAAAUGUUUUUGAGAACAUUUCAUUUAACGAGAAGAUACAAUUGAAUCCGAUCGGGCCUGCCGUGCCGGAUACAUUGCCAGUACCUGAGGCGACUAUUUGGCAAGUAUACGCCACUUACGUUGUGAACACUAUCGAAAUUUGGGUUCGACUCGGUGACGAAAAUAAUGAAUUCGUUGAUAUGACAAACGAAAUGAUGAAGCAUUACACUCAAAUAAGUAAACCCAUCUCUUCGGCAUGUGUGCCCGGCGAUUUCUAUGCCGUUUUCGAGGAAAACUAUUGGCACAGAGUCCAAUGUACAGAUUUUGAUGUCGAGACCGGAUUGGCCACAGUUUUCUUUAUCGACGCGGGUUAUGAGGAACAGUACAAACCCGACGUUUUGCAUCCUUUGGACAAGAAAUUUUGCGUUCUACCGUGUCAAGCUAUUAGAGUAGGUCUUCACGGAUUAAAGGACUUGCGCGAUUGCGCCCAGAUAGUGACGGAGAUCGAAAAUCAUCUUAUAGUUGAUCGAUUGUUUUUCGUGAAAGUACAUGGCAUGGAUGCCGAUGAAUACAGUUCGUACGUAACGGUGACUUUUUAUGACACCAGCAAUGAAGACGAAGAUGUCGAUGUAAACCAAGUUUUAUUCGACAACACCUUGGACGAUAUGACCAGUGCAUUCAAAAUGCGUGUGGGGCAAUUAACCGAAUUGUACGUUACGCACAUAGAUGAGGGUGGUAAAGUUUAUGCCCAACUAAACUCGCUCGCUAAAACUAUAUUGAGUGGA
Molecule: messenger RNA, 2083 nt
Organism: Vollenhovia emeryi
Lineage: Eukaryota; Metazoa; Arthropoda; Insecta; Hymenoptera; Formicidae
Exons: 10
Biological process (GO): spermatogenesis
Source: RefSeq, a predicted model, not a curated record